Molecule: messenger RNA, 228 nt
Organism: Knipowitschia caucasica
Lineage: Eukaryota; Metazoa; Chordata; Actinopteri; Gobiiformes; Gobiidae
Source: the annotation of a GenBank genome assembly
AUGACAGCGCCCCCUCUGGUCCUCCCGGGUUACUGCAGCUGUGUGGGCGCCAUGACCACGACACGGCUGCUCCUCCUCCUCCUCCUCUUCGUCACCUCAGGACUAACGCAGACCGCGGAGGAGCCCACCAGCCCCAGUGCGUUGGACCCGCUCAGCCGCCCCGAGUGCACCAAGAAAGAGCACCCCAAAGUCUCCAUCCAAGAUCAUGUGCGCCCGGGGGAAGGAUAA